AUGUCUCAAACUUCAUUUUCUCCGCAAUAUUAUGAGAUAUUACAACAAAUUCAAAAAACAAAUGAAUAUAAUAAAGACAGAUCCAUAGUACAAGUAAAAGAAGAAUUUGAUAGCAUUCCUGUAACAAUUCCAGACAAUUUCAUUAUAAACGAGGUUAAAUUAGAUGACAAGUAUAGGAUUAAAAGCAAGGAAUAUUUGGAGGAUGGAUUGAAAAUAUAUGAGGAUGUUAUUGAUGAAAAAUGGAAAGAUUUUAAUGAUGAUGGAUUAUGCGGAGAAUGGCUUAAGGUUAAGGAUAGGGAGGAUACAGGGAGAGUAGUACUGUACAUGUUUGGUGGUGGAUAUUAUAUGGGAUCACCUAAAUCAUUCCGCAAUCUUACACAUCAGAUCGCUGAAAGUGCUGAAUGCUCAAUUUUUG
Messenger RNA from Racocetra persica, 415 nucleotides. The record is from the annotation of a GenBank genome assembly. Lineage: Eukaryota; Fungi; Glomeromycota; Glomeromycetes; Diversisporales; Gigasporaceae.